CUCACCAUGGCCAAGGGCUUCUAUAUCUCCAAGUCCCUGGGCAUUCUGGGCAUCCUGCUGGGUGUGGCGGCCGUGUGCACCAUUGUCACCCUGUCUGUGGUGUAUGCCAAAGAGAAGAACAAGAAUGCAGACUCGGGCCCCGUCAGCCCCACCUCGGGCCCCGUCAGCCCCACCUCGGCCACCACCACGGCCACCACCUUGGACCAAAGCCAACCGUGGAACAGAUACCGCCUGCCCACAACAUUGAUGCCCGAGUCCUACAGGGUGUGGCUGAUGCCCCACCUCCAGCCCAAUGACCAGGGCCUGUACAUCUUCCACGGCAACAGCACCGUCCGCUUUACCUGCAUGGAGGCCACCAAUCUCAUCAUCAUCCACAGCAGGAAUCUCAACUACACCUCCCAGGGGCACCCAGUGACCCUGCGGGGAGUAGGGGGCUCCAGCCCCCCUGAAAUCGACAAGACCGAGUUGGUCGUGCUCACUGACUAUCUGGUGGUGCACCUGAAGGGCGACCUCGUGGUAGGCAGCCAGUAUGAGAUGGACAGUGAGUUUGUGGGGGAGCUGGCUGAUGACCUGGCAGGCUUCUACCGAAGCGAGUACAUGGAUGGGGAUGUCAAAAAGGUGGUGGCCACGACACAGAUGCAGGCCACAGAUGCCCGGAAAUCCUUCCCCUGCUUUGACGAGCCGGCCAUGAAGGCCAUAUUUAACAUCACGAUCGUCCACCCCAAGAACUUCACCGCUCUGUCCAACAUGCUACCCAAAGGUCCCAGUGUCCCAUUUGAUGGAGACCCGACCUGGAAUGUCACUGAGUUUGAACCCACGCCCCGGAUGUCCACAUACCUGCUAGCCUACAUUGUCAGCGAGUUCACCUCUGUACAGAAAGAAACACCCAACAAUGUUCAGAUCAGUAUCUGGGCUCGGCCCAGUGCAACCACAGAGGGCCACAGCAAUUACGCCCUGAACGUGACAGGCCCCAUCCUGGACUUCUUUUCCCAAUAUUAUAACACAUCCUACCCAUUGAAAAAAUCUGACCAGAUUGCCCUGCCUGACUUCAACGCGGGUGCCAUGGAAAACUGGGGGCUGGUGACCUACCGGGAGAACUCCCUGCUGUUCGACCCACUGUCCUCUUCCAGCAGCAACAAGGAGCGGGUGGUCACUGUGAUUGCUCACGAGCUGGCCCACCAGUGGUUUGGGAACCUGGUUACUGUGGCCUGGUGGAACGACUUGUGGCUGAACGAGGGCUUUGCCUCCUACGUGGAGUACCUGGGUGCUGACUACGCAGAACCCAGCUGGAAUCUGAAAGACCUCAUGGUGGUGAAUGACGUGUACAAAGUGAUGGCAGUGGAUGCACUGGCCUCCUCCCACCCGCUGUCCUCCCCUGCCAGUGAGGUCAACACGCCUGCCCAGAUCAGCGAACAGUUUGACACCAUUGCCUACAGCAAGGGAGCUUCAGUCCUCAGGAUGCUGUCCAGCUUCCUGACUGAGGAUGUAUUCAGGAAGGGCCUGGUGUCCUACCUCCACACCUUUGCCUACAAUAACACCAACUACCUGGACCUAUGGGAGCACUUGCAGAAGGCUGUAGAUGACACACCAUCCCUCAAUCUUUCCACCUCCGUGCGCAACAUUAUGGACCGCUGGAUCCUGCAAAUGGGCUUCCCUCUCAUCACUGUGGACACAAACACGGGGACCAUCUCCCAGAAGCACUUCCUCCUUGACCCUGAGUCCAAUGUCACCCGCCCUUCAGAGUUCAACUACCUGUGGUUCGUGCCCAUCUCGUCUGUCAAAAAUGGUAAAGAGCAGGCACAAUACUGGCUGCAGGGCACCGAGGAAGCCCAGAGCGCGCUAUUCCAAACGACGAAUGAUGAUUGGGUCCUGCUGAACAUCAACGUGACGGGCUAUUACCAGGUGAACUACGACGAUAACAACUGGAGGAAAAUUCAGAAUCAGCUGCAGUCAAAUUCGUCGGCCAUCCCUGUCAUCAAUCGGGCCCAAAUCAUCUACGACUCCUUCAACCUGGCCAGUGCCCAAAUAGUCCCUGUCACUCUGGCACUGAACAACACACUCUUCCUGAUCCAAGAGAAAGAGUACAUGCCCUGGCAGGCCGCCCUGAGCAGCCUGAACUACUUCAAGCUCAUGUUCGACCGCUCCGAGGUCUAUGGCCCCAUGCAGAGAUACCUGAGGCGGCAGGUCCAACCCCUCUUCGAUUACUUCAAAAAUGUCACCAAAAACUGGGUGGAGCGCCCCCAAACCCUGAUGGAGCAGUACAAUGAGAUUAAUGCCAUUAGCACUGCCUGCACCAAUGAAAUUAAGGAGUGUGGGGAGCUGGCCUUGAAUCUCUUCACUGAGUGGAUGAGCCAUCCUGAUAACAACACGAUCCACCCCAACCUGCGGUCAACGAUCUACUGCAAUGCCAUUGCCCAGGGUGGGGAGGAGAAGUGGAACUUUGCCUGGGAACAGUUCCAAAAGGCCACACUGGUGAAUGAGGCUGACAAACUCCGCUCAGCCCUGGCCUGCAGCAAGGAGGUGUGGAUCCUGAACAGGUACCUGAGUUAUACCCUAAACCCUGAUCUCAUCCGGAAGCAGGAUGCCACCUCCACCAUCAACAGCAUCGCCAGCAAUGCCGUCGGACAAACUCUGGUCUGGGACUUCAUCCGGAGUAACUGGAAGAAGCUUUUUGAGGAUUAUGGUGGUGGCUCCUUCUCCUUCUCCAACCUCAUCCAGACAGUGACCCGACGAUUCUCCACUGAGUAUGAGCUGCAGCAGCUGGAACAGUUCAAACAGGACAACAUGGACACUGGCUUUGGCUCAGGCACCCGGGCCCUGGAGCAAGCCCUGGAGAAGACGAAAGCCAACAUCAAAUGGGUGAACCAGAACAAGGAGGAGGUGCUCAGGUGGUUCACAGAAAACAGCAUAGUUUCCUGAUCCUUCAAGUUACCUGGCCCCCAUGCAAGAUGCCCAUGUGUGCCUGUCCCAGCAGCCUGUGGCAGGACCCCCUAUUCCCAGAGCCUGAGCCACCAGUGUCCUCCCCUCAAGGACAAAGUCCUGGGCUCACAUUCUCUCCACUCCGCCAGUGGAGCUCCUGGUGGCCAGGCUGUUUGAGCACCUCCC
This is a messenger RNA of Trichechus manatus latirostris (Florida manatee), 3105 nucleotides long. It is a transcript of the gene ANPEP, whose product is annotated as alanyl aminopeptidase, membrane. Gene Ontology annotation, biological process: proteolysis; peptide catabolic process. Gene Ontology annotation, molecular function: metalloaminopeptidase activity; peptide binding; zinc ion binding. The coding region runs from base 7 to 2919 and encodes 970 amino acids. The transcript has 21 exons. The record is from RefSeq and is a predicted model, not a curated record. Gene Ontology annotation, cellular component: plasma membrane; cytoplasm. Lineage: Eukaryota; Metazoa; Chordata; Mammalia; Sirenia; Trichechidae.